UCAUGGUAGGAGGGGGGAGGCUGUGACGUUCCAGGUUAAGGAAGCCCAAGCUAUUCUGAUCAGCUCUCCGGAAUCCCCGGCAGGGUCACUGGAGGGAUAUUCGGGGUCUCCAUGACGCUCUAUGACCCCCUGAUGGCCGAGAGCCGCCCCCUCUGUCACAUAACAGGCUGAUUAUGCCCAUCGAUCCUGCCCGGUAACAGGACCCUGCUGUGGGGAGGCGGGUGGGGGAAGAGGUUUAUUUCCCAUUUUUACAGGACAGGUCAGUCGUCCUUUCAGGUACCCACGCCCCCUUGCCCUCUAACUCUCAUGUCGCCCACCUACUCCAUGGCGCAGCACACAACAAAAGGUUAAAGCGGAAAGAAUGUCGGAGAGGGCCGAGGAUGACGUCAGAGGGGAGCAGCGCAGAGCGGCGGCCAGGCAGCAGCGGCGGCAGGGAGACAACAUGGCGGCUCUGCCCAGUCCUGGAGCCAUGCUGGGGCAGCCCUGGGUCAGCUGGCUGGAUGCUGCCAAACUGUCCUGGACCGACGAACUGGAGGAAAGUUUGAAGGAGUGUGACAAUAAACGAGAAGCCAUGAGACUCAGCAGAGAAGAUAUGCCAAUAUUUGGUCUCUGCCCAGCCUACGAUGAAUUCUAUCUAGUAAUGUGCAGCCAAUGUAAUCAGGUCAUAAAGCCGCAGGCAUUUCAAUCACAUUACGAAAGAAGACACGGUUCCUCCAGCAAGCAGCCCCUGACACCUCCUUCCACGUCAAUGUGUUCCAUCUAUUCCACUGUUGCAAAAAGCAAAACAGGCAGCGGUGGCAGCACCACCACCAGCACACGGGCGUCCGGUGGAAGCAGUGCCUCAUCCAACUCCAAGCUGAUGAAAUCUCCCAAAGAAAAGAUUGGUGGAAACAAUAGGUCAAUGCAUCCCAUGCAACAAAACAAAGUCGCCCAAGAUAAAAUAAUGACACCGUCUGUUAGAGUGGAAAAGGUGCAUUCAAACCCAAAGAUCGAUGGGAUGUCAAAGCCUGCUGUGGGUCCUAACUGUACUUCUACUGUGACUUCCUCAAUAAAGACUGGCCUUAAUUGUCCAUCAAUACCAAAGCCACCCUUGCCUUCCCCAGGACAAAUACCAAAUGGUAAAGGUAUUCUCUCGACUCCUCCUGUUUUGGAAAAGAAACCUGAUGAUACCCACAGCCGGAAAUUUUUACACAAAAGAUUGUCAGAUCGAGAGUUUGACCCAGAUAUACACUGUGGUGUUGUCGACGUAGAAACCAAGAAGCCCUGCACUAGGUCCUUAACAUGCAAGACACAUUCCUUAGGAUACCGGAGAGCUGUACAAGGGCGCAAGAAACGAUUCGAUGUGUUGUUAGCAGAGCACAAAAACAAAUCCAGGGAAAAGGAAUUGAUUCGUCAUGCGGAACAGCAGCAGCAGUCGACGCCUGCGCUCAGGGAACCUAAUCCUGUACCUUCAAAAUCUUCCCAGGAACUGCACCAAACAUCUCAUGCACUUACUGCUCCUGAAGUGAAGCCUUCAGUACCCAACAAGGCCAAGAUUCAUAACCCCAGUCUUCCAAGGCCUUCAAGCUACCCGGCGCAGCACAGUGGGAAUGCCCCAAGUGACUCGCCUUCUGUGCAUGAAUCUCCUCAUCCAGUAGUAUCCGCAGCUGAGCCAACCUCUCGGUUAUCUAGUGAUGAAGGGGAAGGGGAUGACAAAGAAGAAACUGCCGAAAAACUGGAUUGUCAUUACUCAGAUCAUCACCCUCGACCAGCAGCGUUUUGCGCCUUCGGCAGCCGGCAGAUUGGAAGAGGAUAUUAUGUGUUUGACAAACGGUGGGACCAUAUCCGAUGUGCACUUAACUUUAUGGUGGACAAGCAUCUUAACUCCCAGAUGUGGCGGAAAAUUCCUCCAGCAUCUAGCAACUCGUCCGCGCAUACUCCACACCGGGCCAGCACAAACUCAAUGCCUGCGUCACAUGGCGCAAACAGCACGGGUUUCCUCUCACCCAGCACAAUAUCCGCCUCUCCUGCAUUUGUGACCUCUCCCUGUUCAUCGCUUGACAAAGUCCUCUCUCAUGGAACUACACUAAACUCUCACCCUGCAGCUUUGGGUGCAACGGACCCUGUCAGUAGUAUGCAAUCCAGACAAGUGUCUUCUUCCCCUUCCACACCGUCAGUGCUUUCCUCGUCCCCUUCCCCAGUCUCCAGCAAACCUCAAAAGUUGAAAUCCAGCAAGUCUCUGAAACCUAAGGAAUCUCCAGCCAGCAGCGUCAACUGCAGCAAUGCCAGUAGCAACAGCGGAGGCAGCUCAGGAAAGAAACGGAAAAACAGCUCCCCACCUCAGCAGCUAGCACAUCCCCCUUCGCAUUCCACGGAGUCUUUUAGGAAAAACUGUGUGGCAAACUCUGGGAGCUACCAUUCUCCGGUGACGACUUUGUCCCAUUGCAGCUCACACAGUAUCGGCCUCAAUUUUGUGAACAAUAAAACUAAUUCUGUGAGUCUUAAAAGCGACCAAUCAGGGAGGGGUCCUCCGAUAGGAAACCCUGCGGAAUCCAUAAAAAGAAUGAGCAUAGUGAUGAACAGCAGUGACUCCACGUUGUCGCUUGGUCCGUUCGUUCACCAGACUAGCGAACAGACUGCGAACUCGCACAAUAGCUUUUCCCUGGACAAAUUCACGGGGAAGAAGCGGAAGUGUUCGGCCAGUUCAAGCAGCAUUACCAAUAAUAGCAAACCCACUAAGGUUGCCAAACUGCCACCAGUGAACAAUGUUCACACGAAACACAACAGCGUAAUUCCAGGAACACAGGCGCUGACGAAUAACACACUUCGUCAUCAGCCAAAAGCGCGUCCCUGACAUCUGGUACUACACUGGUGAGAAAAACAAUCCGGACAGCUUUUCACUACAAUCAAAAAAGAAAAAAUACAAACCUCCAGCUGGCGCCCUCUGGACUCCAAGAUGCCUUUGAGUUAUCUCAACUUUCCCAUGGUCCUCAGGUGUGGAAAGUAUCUAGACUCGUCAGCUGAAAAAGGAAUUCCCUGAAGCCAUGUCUAUAGCAGUGAAUGCCUUCACAGCGGACCCUAGAAUGUCCUAUCACCGCUUGUAUCAGUGUUAGUGAACUCAUUCGCUUGCUACAAAAUCCGUGAAAUUGAUUUUGCGUUGAUUGCAAGUUUUUGUCCACAUUUGGCCUGGGCAAAAAUUCUCUUUUUGUAGAGUAAAACAAAAAAGAUAUAUAUUGUUCACUGUAAUCCCCAGAAAGGUAUAUAGUGUUUUCUGCUGGCUUCUGUGUCCAUCAGGUUAGACACAAUGUCCUAGAGGAAUAUAUGGGGGGGUAUUGUUUUUUUUUUGUUUUUUUUCUAGGUUUUGUUUUUGUUUUGUUUUUAUUUUGGUUAUUUUUUUUUUACACCACGAUUUUCCUGUGAUUAACUACUAAAAUAGCACAAUUUAAAUUUAAAGAGUGGACUCUUGAAUAUAUUGGCCGGAUUUUUUUGCGGGUUGCAAAUGCUAAGGAACUGUGAGGAGUUUUAAUGGGCAAGCAGUGUUAUUGUUACUCACUUAAAACCAUCACAUAAGAUAUUACUGAUAAAACAAUCUGUAACUACAUCAACACCUGUUCUAAAGUGUAUAAUGAUGCAGUCAUGAAUCCAGACUAAAUACAAAUUUUAAAAAAUUCUUGUUUACCUUCCUACAUGAUAGAAUAAGACCGCACAUUUUGCAAGUCUACAUGAUAGAAUAAAACGAUGAAUUUAUCUUGUGAUGGGAUAAGAUGAUGAAUUUUAAAUACCCAUUGUUGGCUUCUGUGUUUUGUAAGCCACUAUCUUUAUGGCACUGUUGAUGUGUACCAGGCAAAUCCGUAUAAUUCAAAUUAAAUAAUAUACAAGUUGAAAGAGAGAAGACAAUGUAAAAUAUGAGUAUUAGGAAUGCACACCAAAAAUAAACAUGCAAAAAUUGGUGAUAUCAACCAUGGGUGCAAAACCCCUACUACGUUCAUAACAAGGCAGAAUACCGUUACCAAACGGCGCAUAAUAUAAUGUGAUGUAUAUUGUGCACAGUUUGACAAACGGCACUAACGAAAGCUAGCAAGCAAAUGGGUAUAAUUUGGCAAUUAUUAUAGCAAUAUCUUAUUUAUGCUGCAACCAAGUAAAUAUGAUUCCAUUAUAACACUUGUUUUGGUACUCUAAGCAACAUGAACACUACAGAUUAUUGUGUUUAUUUUAACACCAUCUCCCUAGUUAGUGUUAGACUGCUUCGGAGUCCAGCUCUUAUUCUGCUGCUCAGCUAGUGUGGAAGGGGUCUUCAAAAUAAGCAUGUCCAGCAAUCUGCAUCAAUAAUUCAAUGAGAGCACUGUUGGGCAGUUUAGCACAGUUCUCAUAACCUGUUAUGGUUAUCUAAAGUUGGGUCGGCGAAUGCUGUAAUUUUCUUCCCCUAUAACUAAGUAGCUGCAGAGGGUCUGGUCUUUGGACCCCUGCCAACAAAUGGAUGUAGGAUGGGUUGGGCCCUUUCUUGACGUGUUAUUGUUACAAUUCUAGAAAACACUCAAAUCUUCAACUCAUUGCAAACUGCAAUAAUCCUUUGCUGGCCAAUUCUGUGUUUUGACUGAAAGGUUCGUAGGAAUUGUAGAUUGCAUUCAGGUAGAGUUCCAGUGUUUAAAUACUCCAGCAGUAGACCAAAAUAUCCUCUAUGACAAAAUUGUAUCUUCCCAUCUAGAGGUAUAUUAACAAAAUAGUUGUUGUGGUUGAGGUGACAAUUGAAGUUAGGCAGCAGUUGCUUAGUUUGAGCUUUGUUUUCUACUCAUUGCUCAUCACUAAUGUGGUCAAAAUGUAGUUUUUACUAUUUUUUAAUUAUUAUAUUAUUAUUAUUAUUAUUGGUUGUGAAGGAAUAAAUCUCUUUAGCAAAUAAAUCGCCAUGGUGAUUUCAGCUUCUGGUGAUUUUUGUGCAUUACAAAUAUUAAGCAAACAUGUUCUGCAGUGGCAGCUAUAUUUAUUAGGACCCAGUAAUUGUAAACAUAGCCUAUAUGACUUUUAGAGUAAUUGAUAAUAUAAUUUGCAUGGACUGGUACACAAAUCAGCUUCUGUAACUAUUCUAUCAGGAGCAAAAGGUCUUAUUCUAAUACGUAGGAUAAUGUAGAUAUCUUUAUUGCAAAGUCUGGGAUGAUGUCACUGUAAUGGGUCUGAGAGUAAUCUUGAUAUAUAUUUGCAAACCAAAUAUCAAAUCAAAGCAAUGUACAGUGCAUAUAUAUACUAAAUGAAAACCUGCUCAUUGACAAAGAGUGUCAAGGAUGAGAAUCUCCAGGGACAGUAACAGCAAAACUUCAUUCUAAAGUUAGAGUAUAUAUUUUAAGAGGAUCUGUCACUUCCCUGUAUUUUUAAUAUUAUUUUUCACGCAUCCCUAUAUUUAAAAUGGAGACACCUAGUUGUAUAUUGCAACUGGGUGUCUCCAUUGUAGCUCCCUGUUAAAAGCUCUGUUCUUAGCACUUGACAGUGAAAGCUUAGAAAGAGGGGAAACAAUGUUUCUAUUUCUUCUCCUCUGUAUUGUUUGCUUUGGCUUUGCCUUGUCUGAACUGGAUUAUGAUGUCAUUUGCUAAAUCUUUAAUAUAGAUUUAACAGAAAACUGAGCAUCUCGGGGGGGGGGGGAAAUUGAACACAUUUUGAAUGGUUUCUUAGUUGGUGUAUUUUCCAGGGAAGUGGCAGUUCCCUGUUAAAAAGCUUUCUCCAAGCAUCCCAACCAUAGGAAUAUGCACAGAACUGACAUUAGCCAGCCCGGAACAAGAGUUCCAGCCUGGCUAAUGACGUCCCAGUGAUGCUGCCAGAGAUCUAGUAACUAACUGCUCUGGAAGAAGGGGUUAAACUCUGUACGAACUGCGAUUCAAAGCGAAACGCUGCACACAGACUUCAGACACCAUGACCACUUCAAACAUUGAAAAACACCUUUACUUUUGCAGGUCAGCUCAGAUUUCAGCCUCACGGUCCAAAAUGGCAUCCAUUUUAUGGAAUCGAUAUAGAAUGACUCGGUAAUGAUAUAUGCAAAUGAAUUUCAAAUGUUGAACUGGCAACUUGAAACAAUAUAUUUUUAUUUCACAGAAUAACUGUAUCGCUGUGCAAAGAGAGGAAAGUCAAAGACAGAGCUUUCAAUGGCAUUGCUUAUGGACUUUUCUCUAUUAGUAAACCACUAGGAAAUAUAAUAAGCUUUAUAUCUGUAAUGUCACAUAUGAGCUAAUGUGGCCAUACAUAAUUCUUUUACACUUCAUUCUUGAACUUUUGCUUUGUACAGUUAAGAAUUGCUUUAACAACACAUUCCCAAUAAGAAAAUUAAAUAGGACUGUUCUUUUAUUGUGACAAAUCCUAUUUCACUGGAGUGGAUUUAUGCUAGAUGAAAUCAAAUAAGUUAUCUGUAACAUUCAAAACCAAACAUGUAUUGGGUGAUUUCAUUAAGAGUAAUGUGCUUUGUUAGGCUUUGCAUUGUAAUCACCAUAGAAAAUGGAUGCAAUUGGUUGAUACAGGGACGUUUGAAGUCCAGGAUACAGCGUAUCCUGACCGAUAGCAAAACAAAGAACAAAACAGAAAAAAAACAACAGUUUACAUUUGCAGCUAUUCCCAUUCCCCUAUGUAGCUAUUCUUAAAACUCCUACAGUUUCUUCAACCUGAAAAAAAUUAUAGGGGGGAGAAAAAUCCUCUGUUUUAUUUUGAAAAUUCUUUUAUUACAAAGUUAUUGAAGUAUUGCUUUUUCAGAAAGCAUAUUUUGUUUGAAAAAAAUAUGAUUGUACAUAUUGAAAUAUGUAUUUUGCACAGGUUUUUUUUUUUUUUUUUUUCUUUCUUUCUUAUAUCCCAUUUUGGUACAACUGAGAUCCUCUACUAUUUAUUUGUUAAUAAAAACCAACAAAAUACCUUUAUAAUUUGAAGUGGUUCACUGCCAAGCCAAUAUUCAGAGAACAUGCUGACUUUUACAGUUCUAAGAGACAACUAGGUUUUGUGAAGGGCGUGCCUAUUUUUAAUGUAUUUGGAGUGGAUUAAUUCAUGCAAAUUGUACAGCAUUGCUUUAGAUUGGUCGCCUGAUUCAGUCAACUCACAUCUUGCUGUAACCAAGGGAUUACGAGUCUAGUUUUUUUUUUCUUGUGCAUAUCUGUGUGUGCAAAAACACAGGCACACAAGUGAGUGUGCGUGAUUAUAGAUUUAAAACCUACAGAGAAAAUGAAAGUGCCUGAUAGUUUUUCAAGCCUGUACUAUUUAGCUUUUUCCUUAAGACUUGAAUGUUCAGUUGUAUUUUGAAGCUUGCUUUUUUCAACCAAUUAUUGUGGUUUCUGAAAUUUUUGUAAUAGCUGGGGUGGUGUGGGGGUGGGGUUUCAGAUCAUUGCAUAAGGUGAUUGCCUCUGGUAUUUUAACCCCAUCGGUGCCAAGGAGUCCGCAAUACAUUGUGAGCCGACCCUCUUGUCACCUGAGUUAAAAUGGGCUCCUGAAAUCCUUGUCUUACCUGUGAGGACGUCGUUACAUUUAUUUUUUUGGGUUGGCGACCAAGAUGUAUUUUUAGCUUCUGUUUUAGGGAAAUAAAUUGGAUUAUUUAUUAUAGAGAACUGCAUUUAGAGAAGAGGUCCUAAAAUAUUUUUAUUCCAAAAAAAACAAAUAGAA
Pelobates fuscus (common spadefoot toad) is the source of this 7599-nucleotide messenger RNA. RefSeq names its product ataxin 7 (gene ATXN7). The record is from RefSeq and is a predicted model, not a curated record. The transcript is spliced from 12 exons. The coding region runs from base 362 to 2833 and encodes 823 amino acids. NCBI's taxonomy places the organism in Eukaryota, Metazoa, Chordata, Amphibia, Anura, Pelobatidae.